Molecule: messenger RNA, 867 nt
Organism: Bactrocera latifrons
Lineage: Eukaryota; Metazoa; Arthropoda; Insecta; Diptera; Tephritidae
Product: chymotrypsin-2-like
Exons: 2
Coding region: 1-867 (288 amino acids)
Biological process (GO): proteolysis
Molecular function (GO): serine-type endopeptidase activity
Source: RefSeq, a predicted model, not a curated record
AUGUUUAAGUUAACGGCGUUCAGUAUACUAAUAUUCAUUGCUCAAGGCAAUGCUUCCUUCAUAGAAAAAUCAAAUUUUACAAAGCUAAAUUUAAAGGAAAUUGAUAUCUGGGACUUGGGAAACCAUACCGAUGUGCUUGCCUCUGACUCUGUGARUCGUAUAAAUGGCGGACGGCCGGUAGAACAAAUCGUUCCGUACCAGGUAUCGUUGCAGGUGUUCCGACGUGGACGYUAUCAUCACUUUUGUAGUGGUUCCAUUAUCAGUCCUCAGCACGUUCUUACCGCCGCUCAUUGCUUAACGAAGAUGAACCCGAAUGAGAUCAGUGUUGUUGUCGGUACAUUGACAUGGCGCARUGGUGGUGAUCGUCAUGGGGUUAUAGCAAUGCGCUCCCACCCGGGUUUCUCAUCGAGUUCAUUAAUUAUUAAUGACAUUGCGGUGUUAAAGGUAACUCCGUCAUUCAAUUUGGCCAGAACAUCAAUAAGCACAAUUUCGUUGGGUAAUCGAGCACGUGUGGGUGAUAAAGUGGCAGUGCGUUUGACAGGCUGGGGCUCCCUGACGCCUACGGGAUCGACCGGUUUGCCAGAACGAUUGCAAGUGUUAGAUUAUCACACCAUAUCGAACCAGGAAUGUGCCCAACGUGGAUUUCGYAUAACAGCCAAUGAGCUUUGUGCCCUCGGCGAAAGAGGUCGCGGCGCUUGUGUGGGUGACUCCGGAGGUCCACUUACAAUAUCAAACGGCACACCGCAGCUGGUCGGGAUUGUUUCCUAUGGCACGGCGACAUGCGCCCUGGGUCGGCCUGAUGUUUACACAAGAGUCUCAAGCUUUCUGCCAUACAUUAAUAGAGUAAUAAGCAGUGAAAUACCGUGA